CCAGUGAGUCAGAUGCGCGUGACACCGAUGGAUCUGGCGAGCACGUCUCUGCUGAAUGUGUUUAAAGGGAACGGCUGCGGUGUUCAGGGCUCGUGGCAGGUGGGCGUGGAGCAGGACGUGACUCCGACCAAUGGCUGCGCGGCGCUGGGGCUCCGCCUCCCGCACACAGAGUAUGAGCUCUUCCGAUUGGAGCGUGACGCCGGCGGACAAUUCCUGCUGUUUAACGGCCAGCGGCCCAGCGACGGCUCCAGCCCCGACCGACCCGACAGACGGCCCACGUCCUACCAGACACCGCUGGUGCAGUGCUCCGCCGCUGGAGGUCAGAGGUCAGAGGUCAAUGCCGCGCAGCGCCUCAGCAGCUGGGCCGGUUACCACGGCGACCUGGCGGCAGCAGCGGUCUGGAGUUUGGCGUUUAUGGGUUUCUUGGGCUGAGAGACGUAAAAACAAACAGAUGUUUGUGACCCAGAAUGCACUUGACGGGACGGGACGAAUGAAAACUGCUGCACAACAGGAACCGCACUUUACUAGAAGCCCUGCGCUUUCAUUAAGACGGGACUUUACAUCCUAAAACAUGCCUGCAAAUGAGUUUCAGAGGGAAAAAUCUCCCAAAAACAAAGAUUCUGUCAUUAUUUAUUCACUUUCGAUGCGACGACAGUUCAGAGUCC
Sinocyclocheilus rhinocerous is the source of this 665-nucleotide messenger RNA. Its product is annotated as protein APCDD1-like. The record is from RefSeq and is a predicted model, not a curated record. The transcript is spliced from 2 exons. Gene Ontology annotation, biological process: negative regulation of Wnt signaling pathway. Gene Ontology annotation, molecular function: Wnt-protein binding. NCBI's taxonomy places the organism in Eukaryota, Metazoa, Chordata, Actinopteri, Cypriniformes, Cyprinidae. Bases 13 to 432 code for a protein of 139 amino acids. Gene Ontology annotation, cellular component: plasma membrane.